UCCUCGUCUAGUCCAGGCCAAGGUUGAACCCACAAUUUCUCUGAGCAAAGAGAAACUGCAAUUCUGUUUUUGCAACCCCUGCGAACACCCAUGACAUUCUUCUGGAAGCUUGGCUUCAAUUAUUCAAACGACAAGCCCUCUGCCGUCCGGAGGUGGAGCUUUCAUCCUGUAUUCAAUUCCCGGAGGGAAGGGUUUGCUACAUCCGUCAGCAAUUUUGUGCAUACAUGGGGAGUACACAUAAAGGGGCCUGUCUACGUUGCAGUUUUCAAGCCAUUUUCAAUUGCAGUCGCAGCUUUCAUGAGCACCAUUUUUCUUGGUGAACCAUUGUAUCUUGGAAGUGUGAUUCGAGCAACAAUGCUGUUUAUUGGGUUUUAUGCUGUGAUGUGGGGAAAAGCAAAGGAAGAAGCAGUGAUGGACAACUCUAACUUAGUAACCUCAUCAGAAGAUCAGUUACCUUUGUUACAAAGCUAUGAGUUCAUAAUAGCUCUACCCAGGAAAGCGCUGGCGACAACAGAAAGGAAGAGGUCUAUGAAGCCGCUGUGCCUCCUCUUUUAGUUUUGCCAUCUAAUUUUACAGGAGUGUAAACUUAUAAUAUUAUAUUAUCCUUUAUAAUUAUUAUUUUUGUUUGUAAUUCUUUAAUACGUAUAGGUUUCCCUUAAUUAUUAUCAUUAAUCCCCUAAAUCACAUGUUUUAUUCCGACAAAAGGAAUCAGUUGAUUAUGGUGAGAUAAUAUAUUAAAUUAAUUGUU
Rubroshorea leprosula is the source of this 748-nucleotide messenger RNA. The record is from the annotation of a GenBank genome assembly. Lineage: Eukaryota; Viridiplantae; Streptophyta; Magnoliopsida; Malvales; Dipterocarpaceae.